Molecule: messenger RNA, 885 nt
Organism: Symbiodinium pilosum
Lineage: Eukaryota; Dinophyceae; Suessiales; Symbiodiniaceae
Source: the annotation of a GenBank genome assembly
AUGAGCUUCAGUGCAGAAGCAGUUCAGUCCAAACUGGAGGCUAUCCUUGCGAGCAGCCACCGACAAGUUGCGGCCCGAUGUACGUUGUAUUGUGCCGAGCUUGUCGAGGCCGCUCGUGAGGACGAGCGCCAGCAGAUUCGCGACAGGCAAAUAGCUCAAAUGUCUCCGGGAUCAGCAGGUGCUUGGACGCGAGGCUUUUUCGGGGACAGCUUUCCCCACCAAGAGACGCAGAACCCAAAGUUGGCGCAGCAGCCCACUCUGGAUCAGUGUCACACGGAUCGCACAACGGAUCGGGAUUGCGAGUGGAUCCUGCGUACAGCAUUCGAGAUUAGAAACAAGGUGGUCCAGCGUCGAAGAAGUUCAAAGGAAGCCCUGCAAUCUCUUGAGGAGGUGGAUCUGGUCGAAGAGGCCACCCGGAGUCGCGCGGUCUCCAUGAGCAAGAAGCAGGUGCCCUCAAUCCUGGAUCCAGCCCUCGUCGAGCGAAUCAACUACUUCCGCCACAUGGUGCAAAAUGCCAUCAGACUCUGGCAGGACAAGCUGCUGGAUGAUACUCCGAGCCUUUCACGGAGUGCAACGGUCUUCCCCGGAAAUGUCCAGGGCAAGGCCGCUAAGUGGUCGGCCAGGACAGAUCUCGCCCCAUGCCUUGACAGCGAGAGCCUGGAAGAAAGCGGGAGGAGCCCUUACCGACACCUGAUCUCGUCAUGUUCAACUCUCUCUGCCAAGAACUUGGAUCUCCCAACGGAGCCCACAGGUGACAGGACUGCGGCAUCCUCCGUCAAGUCCACGACACCGAAGAGUCGCAGAGAGCUGCACGAGGAUUUGGGCCGAGAACUGGAGCAGCUUGCAAAGGACCUGCGCAACGCGCAGAUCAUCAAGUCUUAUUGA